UUCCCAGAAAUUUUCCAUUUAGAAAGCACACCAGACUGCUGGAGUACUGCCACAAUUCACCUUUGAUCUCCUACAAGACAGCACAAAACAAAUGUAUUGUGCAAACUAAUCACAAACCAGAAGUGGACAAUCCACAGUAGCUAUGUGGGAACAAAUAAAUAAUUGUCCAUAGAUUAAACCAAAACACCCAAAUAGUCAUAUUGUAGGCUAUAUCACAUUGUAGUCCUUCAUUGUAGUACUUCAGAUAAAAAAUGAAGUGGCAUAAAAAGCUGAUUUUAUUGGAAUUUAAUCAAGUCAAACCAUAGCAUGAACAAUAAUGCCAGUUAUGGCGAAUUCCAAAACAAUAGAGAAAAUUUAUACUAGCUUAGAUCAAACUAGUCACUCACCCUUUUCUUAUUCCACAAAUAUGUAUCCCACUCAUUUUCAAGUAAAGGUUUUAUAUGGGGUUUAUGAAACGUGUCUUGAAACUUUUCCUUAAGACCCUGUGAACAAAAUAUGUUUUAAAAUAUGUCAAAACAACUUUUUAAAAUGCAAUAAAUAAAUACCUCUGCAAUAAUUUUAGCUAUGUAGAAAUUAGGCUCUUUCAUCAAACCCACAACUUCGAUCAGAAGCUUUGAGUGUUCUGUUUUGUCCAUCGUUAAAAUAGUCAAAACUGGAAAACCCUCAUUUUAUCAACAAACCCACCGUCUCCAUGGCAACAGCUUGUCCGACGCUGGAUGAUGACGUGGACAACCUGCGGCGGCUGGUGGAUCGUUAAAAAUGCUCUUGUGAUAAAUAGUACUUAAUGAUAGUUUAGCGAUCACAGGAGCAAAUUAGUGCAAUAUAAUUAAUGAAAUUCUGAGAAAUGCACAACGUCGAACACUGAUUUUUUUUAAAGAGACAUUUUAGCGAAUGAGAACGAACCAUGACGAAAUCCGAGCACGGCGCCUUUUUUUGAAAUUUGUUAGUUGAGGUAACCGAUGAUCUUUUCGCUGGUAUUUUAAUUUGCAAAGCUAACUUGAUGCCCACUAUUUGGUGACAUUAUGGGCGUCCAUGAGCUCUGGUCCAUUCUAGAGCCUGUUCGAAAGUCAGUGCCUUUGUACAGUUUGAGUGGAAAGACGCUUGCAGUGGACUUGAGUCUCUGGGUGUGCGAGGCUCAGCAUGUUCAGGCUAUGAUGGGAAGGGUCACUAAACCCCAUCUCAGAAACCUGUUCUUUAGAGUGUCAUCUCUUACCCUCAUGGGGGUAAAGCUUGUUUUUGUCAUGGAAGGAGAGGCUCCAAAACUUAAAGCAGAAACCAUGAAUAAAAGGAAUCAAGGCAGAUUUGGAGCAAAAGCGGCAGCAGCUCCAAAGGGCACCAUUAAAACCAACCGUGGGCGUUUUAAAGCCGUUCUUAGAGAGUGUGCAGAGAUGUUAGAUUACAUGGGUGUACCAUGGGUAACAGCAGCUGGGGAAGCAGAAGCCAUGUGUGCUUACCUGGAUUCUCAGGGCUUGGUCGAUGGCUGCAUCACAAAUGAUGGAGAUGUCUUUCUGUAUGGAGCCAGGACUGUUUACAGGAACUUCAACAUGAACACAAAAGACCCUCAAGUGGACUGUUACCAAACAUCUCAUGUGCAAAGAGACCUGCAUCUGUCUCGGGAAAAUCUUGUUGGGCUGGCAAUUUUUCUUGGAUGUGACUAUAUUCCCAAAGGGAUACAAGGAGUUGGUAAAGAGCAAGCUUUGAGGUUGAUUUAUAAACUUGAAGGGCAAACUAUUCUUCAGAAGUUUAGUAAAUGGAAGGAGGAUAACACAUUCAUUCCCGAAUCAACUGUGAAGAAAGUCUCUCAUUGCAAUGUAUGCCGACAUCCUGGCUCAGCAAAGGCUCAUGAGAAAAGUGGAUGCCUGCUUUGUGACAGCAAAAGAUUUUGUGAACCCCAGGACUUUGACUAUCAGUGUCCAUGUGACUGGCAUCUCAACCAACACCGUCGCCAAGCUAUAUCCUUAGAGACAAACAUCAGAAAAAAAACCAUUGCAAAUCCCCUUUUUCCAUUUACAGAGAUUAUUAAUGAGUUUUUAAUAUCCAAGGACAAGUCUGAAUUCCAUUUUAAAAGGAGGCUGCCCAAUAUGCUUCUGAUGCAGAAAUUUGCAUAUGAUAAAAUGGAAUGGCCAAAACACUACACCAGUGAAAAGCUUCUUAUCUUGAUGACAUACAUGAAUUUGAUGAAUAAAAAAUAUGGAAGAGAUGUCUCCAUUCAAGUCAAGCCACUCCGAAUAUUAAAGCCACGCGUGAGAAAUGGAGUGUCGUGUUUUGAAGUUGUUUGGACUAAACCAGAGCAUUAUGCAUUUCCCGAGGACCCAGCACCUGAGAACCAGGAUGAAGUCAGAACCGUGGAGGAAGAAUCUCUUUUUCGAGUGGCCUAUCCAGAAGUGGUGGAAAUCUUCCUGAGAGAGAAAGCUACAGCAGAGGAGAACAAGAACAAGAAGAAGAAGCCAAAAAGUAAAAAAGAGAAGAUGGGUGAAUCAGAUGGUAUUUCUGACCUCCUGGCUCAGAUGACUCUUCAGAGUUCACUCACAGAUCUUCAGCCACAAACUGCAACACUGCCCCUUUCUAUUUCUUCUCCAGAUAAACUAGACAUAGUUGUUUUGGACACUCCAGUAAGACAUGAAAAGCAAGAAAAUGAUGGCUCCUUGGGUCUAGAUGACUGUCCCAAAUCUCCUGCGUUACCCCCAGAGUCUAAAGAUGCUGCAUCUUUGUCUGUUUCUGCUGUUAUAAAUGCUCUUCAUCUAAGUGAUAUUGACUGGGAUACAGCAUCAUUCACAUCAUCUCCACUACCUCCUACAACUACCAGCACGACAAUGCAACCAAAGAUUGUUCAAAGCCUGCACGUUCAUGUAAAUGAAGUUCCCACCUCCAUUUCAGUUUCUGAGCUGUGUGAGAAGGAGCAACCUUUGCAAGAUCAAUUAAUUAUGAAGAAUACUAGUCAAAUCAAUAAAAACAUUACUGCCGAACAGGGAAGCAAAAGGAUAACUUUAAAUGAUAAAAAUUACCAUGCAGAAAGCAAACUGUUAGAAAAGACAAGACUGAUGAAAAACCUGUGUGUACCAUUUACAACACAAUGUGAAUUACAUGUGUCAAAACAACCAAUGAAGCAUCCCGCACUUGACCCAGAUCCCAUACCAUCCAAGAACACAUGCAAAGCACCUCCGAAGCCCCCACAAAAAUUCAAAUUUGUUAAAACCGCUGUUGCUUCAUCACUUUUGCCACAAAGAUGCUAUUCUGACCCUGUACAAAUUGAAAAAGUCAAACUCAAAACCUUAACAAAAAAGAGUGUGUGUGCGAGUGGUGGAUUAUCUAGUGAUGACAGUGACUCUGAAAACCAGCAAGUUGCACCAAAGACAAAAUCUAAAACAAAGAUAAAGAUAAAGGCCAAACAAAUUCACCAGUUGGACAUUCUUUCAAAACCUGUGUCUAAAGCAGUUGGACCAAAAGCGCAGAUAAAAAACCACAAACCCAGAAGCUAUAGUUUGGAAGUUGGUACAGUUGAGACAAUCAGAUUCCCAAUGGAGUACAAAUGCAAAGAUGCUUUCCCUUCUAUUACUGAUGAUGUGUUCAGUCAGUGUCCACCUUCACCUGCUGCAGACUUGGAGAGUGAUAAUUCUGUAAUAUGUAGUGACAGUCCUUUACCAUUGACUGAAAGACUGAAACUAAAAUUUCAGAAGUGAGCAGCACUUUUUUU
Molecule: messenger RNA, 3694 nt
Organism: Boleophthalmus pectinirostris (great blue-spotted mudskipper)
Lineage: Eukaryota; Metazoa; Chordata; Actinopteri; Gobiiformes; Gobiidae
Gene: gen1
Product: GEN1 Holliday junction 5' flap endonuclease
Exons: 13
Coding region: 1023-3680 (885 amino acids)
Molecular function (GO): four-way junction DNA binding; 5'-flap endonuclease activity
Source: RefSeq, a predicted model, not a curated record